AUGCCUCCUGUCUCUGCUUCCAAGGCUAAACGCCAGGCCGAAAAGGCCGCAAAAGCCGCUGCCAAGGGCGAAAAGUCGUCCAAGUCUUCCUCCAAGUCUGGCACCACCAACGACACCUCGGAGACUCCCAUGACCAACCUUUCGGCCAACUCUUCCGUCGAGCAACUCAACAUGAAGAAGCUCGACCUCGCCACCGAACGUAACGCUUCCGGUGUUUUGACCUCGGACAAGCAGUCGCGUGAUAUCCACAUUGACAACUUCACCAUGUCCUUCCACGGUCGUCUUCUCAUCGACACUGCCACCAUCAACCUCAACUACGGUCAACGAUACGGUUUGCUCGGUGAAAACGGUUCCGGUAAGACCACCUUCUUGGCCGCUCUCGGUGCACGUGAUGUCGAGAUCCCCGAGCAUAUCGACAUUCACUUGGUCACUGGUGAAGCCGAACCUUCCGAGACCAACGCUAUCGACUACAUUGUCAAGUCGGCCAAGGAGAAGGUUGCUAGGCUCGAAAAGGAGAUCGAGGACAUGUCCAUCGCUGACGAGAUCGACGAGGUGGGUCUUGAGCUCAAGUAUGAAGAACUCGAGGAACUUGAUCCUAGCACUUUCGAGACCAAGGCUGGUAUGAUCCUCCACGGUCUUGGCUUCUCGCCCGAGAUGAUGAAGAAGCCUACCAAGGAUAUGUCCGGUGGUUGGAGAAUGCGUGUCACCCUUGCCAAGGCGCUUUUCAUCAAGCCUCAUUUGCUUUUGCUCGAUGAGCCCACCAACCAUUUGGAUUUGGAGGCUGUCGUUUGGCUUGAAGCUUAUCUUUCGACCUACAACCACAUCUUGGUCUUUACCUCGCACUCGGCCGAUUUCAUGGACUCGGUCUGCACCAACAUUCUCGACCUUACCCCUCAGAAGAAAUUCUUGACUUACGGUGGUAACUAUUCCACCUACGUCCGAACUAAGGAAGAGAACGAGACCAACCAGAUGAAGGCCUAUGCUAAGCAACAGGAGGAGAUCGCCCAUAUCAAAAAGUUCAUCGCUUCCGCCGGUACUUAUGCCAACCUGGUCAAACAGGCCAAGUCGAAGCAGAAGAUCAUCGAUAAGAUGGAAGCAGCAGGUUUGAUCGAGCCUGUUUGGCAACCUAAGUCUUUACGAUUCAACUUUGAGGAUGUGCGUAAAAUGCCCCCUCCCAUUAUUGCCUUUAGCGAUGUGGCGUUUUCGUACAGUGGUAAGAAGGAGGACUAUCUGUACAAGGAUUUGAGCUUUGGUAUCGAUAUGGAUUCCCGAGUUGCAAUUGUGGGGCAGAACGGUACGGGGAAAUCGACGCUGUUGAACUUGAUUACCGGUGCGCUUAACCCUGUGGAAGGUACUGUGCAGAGGCAUGCAGGUUUGAAGUUGGGCAAGUAUUCUCAGCAUUCGGCCGAUCAGUUGCCUUAUGAUAAGUCGCCGUUGGAGUACAUGGAGAGCAAGUAUAAGGAAAAGUUCCCGGAUAAGGAUCUUCAGUUUUGGCGUGGCCAGUUGGGAAGGUUCGGUUUGUCGGGUGCUCAUCAGACGAGUCCGAUUCGUACGCUUUCCGAUGGUUUGCGUAACAGAGUCGUGUUUUCGCAAUUGGCGAUGGAACAACCUCAUGUUUUGUUGCUCGAUGAGCCGACUAACCAUUUGGAUAUGACUUCGAUCGAUGCCCUGGCUAUGGCGAUUAAGGAGUUCGAGGGAGGUGUGGUGAUCGUAUCGCACGACUUUAGGCUCAUCAGUCAGGUUGCAGAGGAUCUGUGGGAGGUCAAGGAUAGGAAGAUCGUUAACCUUAGCAAACAGGAGGUUAGCAUUCAGGAUUACAAGAAGAAACUUGUCAAGGCUUCAGCAGAGGCUAUCGAAAGGGCUAAACUUUUCGCUAAGGGUAAGGCGUAA
This is a messenger RNA of Ustilago hordei, 1890 nucleotides long. Its product is annotated as putative iron inhibited ABC transporter 2. Lineage: Eukaryota; Fungi; Basidiomycota; Ustilaginomycetes; Ustilaginales; Ustilaginaceae. The coding region runs from base 1 to 1890 and encodes 629 amino acids. The record is from RefSeq and is a predicted model, not a curated record. Gene Ontology annotation, molecular function: ATP binding; ATP hydrolysis activity. The transcript has 2 exons.